AUGAGUGUGGAGCAGAAUGAAGCCAAGGCCAAGGCAAAAGCAGCAAAGAAGGCGCACAAGGACGCCAGUGCUCAGCAACGACCUCAAGCGAGCACGAGCUCAGCAGCCAGUCAUGCCAAUCCGACCUCUCGACGAAAACCUAACGCUCCUCCUACAGCAGCCCAGCCGGGUACCACGCCAGCCUCUAUCGCGCCAGCACAGGCCGCACAGACUCCUCUGAAUUUGUUCCUGCAUCUUGACCCGCCACGGUCUGCAAGGACGCUGGCCAAAUCGAAUGCGUCAGACAAAGACUAUGUUCAUCCUGCCGUCGUCAGACUUGCGAGUCAGUACGCAGACUUCAAGAUCGUAGGCGCAAAUGCACGAGCUAUAGCCAUGCUCGAAGCCUUCAAGCUCGUUAUCCAAUCCUAUCAGCCUCCGGCAGGCACGGCGCUCUUUCGCCAUCUGCCCACCCAUCUGUCGCCUCAGAUCACGCAUCUCGUCAGAGCCAGACCGCUCGCAGUGAGUAUGGGUAAUGCCAUCCGGUGGCUCAAAUGGGAAAUCAAUCAAGUCGGCCCCGACAUGCCAGACGAACAGGCAAAGGCGAUGCUUUGCGAGAGAAUUGAUCACUUCAUACGCGAUCGCAUCCAUCUGGCUGGCCAAGUCAUCCAGACCCACGCGCUCGACAAGAUCAACGAUGGCGAUGUCAUCUUGACCUACGCGCGUUCAUCUCUCGUCGAGCAGAUCCUCCUCACAGCCUGGCGAUCAGGCAAGCGCUUCAGCGUCAUCUGUGUCGACUCUCGUCCCAUGCUCGAAGGCCGUCAUCUCCUGCAGCGGCUUGUAGACCACCACAUUCCGGCGACCUAUGUCUUGAUACCUUCCAUGUCAACAGUAUUAUCAAGUGUCUCCCUCGUGCUGUUGGGAACAUCGGCCCUCUUGUCGGAUGGGGCCAUGUUUGCACGUGCGGGCACGGCAACCGUUGCUCUUCUUUCAAAGUCUGCAGGCAAACCUGUCGUCUGCUGCUGCGAGACUUACAAGUUUAGCGACCGCAUCAUGCUUGACAGUAUAGUCGGUAAUGAGAUGGCAUCGCCUCUUGCAGUAUGGCCUGCGAGCGCAAGGUCUCAAGACAGCUUGGUCGACCCGCCGCCAGCCCAGCAUCAAACGUUCGUGCCACCUAACGAGCAUCUCAGCGUGCUCAACUUGCUCUACGAUGUCUCGCGACCGGAGGAUAUCACUUGCGUCGUCACCGAAGCAGCCAUCAUUCCCGUCCAGAGUGUUCCGCUCAUCCUGCGAGAAUUCAAGCCGAUCAUGCAAUCUUAG
Mixia osmundae IAM 14324 is the source of this 1296-nucleotide messenger RNA. RefSeq lists its product as uncharacterized. The transcript has 4 exons. Lineage: Eukaryota; Fungi; Basidiomycota; Mixiomycetes; Mixiales; Mixiaceae. The coding region runs from base 1 to 1296 and encodes 431 amino acids. The record is from RefSeq and is a predicted model, not a curated record.